Messenger RNA from Suricata suricatta (meerkat), 2529 nucleotides. RefSeq names its product EPM2A interacting protein 1 (gene EPM2AIP1). Gene Ontology annotation, biological process: positive regulation of glycogen (starch) synthase activity; positive regulation of glycogen biosynthetic process; response to insulin. The record is from RefSeq and is a predicted model, not a curated record. Lineage: Eukaryota; Metazoa; Chordata; Mammalia; Carnivora; Herpestidae. The transcript has a single exon. Bases 116 to 1963 code for a protein of 615 amino acids.
AUCUGGCGCAGAGCGGAGGAGGUGCUUGCUCCUGCUCACACUCCCGCUCCUCCCCGCUCCUCCCCUCUCCCUGCGGCCUCCCGGAGGUCGGCCCUAUUCUUGUGGCUUGCAUAAAAUGUGGAUGACGCCUAAGAGGACCAAAAUGGAAGUCGACGAGUCUCGGUUUUUCCGGCCCGAGUGGACCCAGCGUUACUUGGUGGUGGAGCCUCCGGAGGGCCAAGGGGCCCUGUGCCUGGUCUGUCGCCACCUCGUCGUAGCCACCCGCGAACGCGACGUCAGGCGCCACUACGAGGCCGAGCACGACUACUACCAGCGGUAUGUGGCGGAGGGCGAGCGCGCGGCCCUGGUGGAGCGUCUGCAGCAGGGCGAUGUGCCCGUGAUCGCCCCGCUCACUCCCGAGGAGAGAGCUGCUCGUGCAGGCCUCGGGCUCGCCCGCCUCUUGGCCUUGAAGGGUCGCGGCUGGGGUGAGGGGGACUUUGUGUUCCAGUGCAUGGAGGUGAUGCUGAGGGAUGUGCUGCCUGAGCGCGUAAGCGUUCUGGAUGGCGUCGAUCUCUCUCCGGAGGUCAUGCGACAGAGGAUCCUCAACAUUAGCAAGGAUCUACGCAGUCAGCUUUUUAAACGAGCCAAGGACUUUAAAGCCUAUUCCCUUGCCUUGGACGACCAGGCCUUUGUGGCCUAUGAAAACUACCUCCUGGUCUUUGUCCGCGGCGUGGGCGACGACUUGGAGGUGGAGGAAGAGCUUCUGACCAUCAUCAACCUGACUCGUCACUUCAGCGUUGGGGCCCUGAUGGCGGCAAUCCUCGAGGCCUUGCAGACAGCAGGGCUUAGCUUGCAGCGAAUGGUGGGCCUGACCACGACCCACACUCUGAGGAUGAUCGGUGAGAAUUCGGGACUAGUGUCAUACAUGAGAGAGAAGGCUGUAAGCCCCAACUGUUGGAAUGUUAUCCAUUAUUCGGGAUUUCUGCACUUGGAACUGUUGAGCUCCUACGAUGUAGACGUUAAUCAGAUCAUAAAUACUAUAUCUGAAUGGAUCGUUUUGAUUAAGACCAGAGGCGUGAGGCGCCCCGAAUUUCAGGCUUUACUCACCGAAUCGGAAUCCGAGCAUGGUGAGAGGGUUAACGGACGAUGUCUGAACAAUUGGCUUAGAAGAGGGAAAACCUUAAAACUAAUCUUUUCCCUGAGAAAAGAGAUAGAAGCCUUCUUGGUUUCGAUAGGGGCAACAACUGUCCAUUUCACAGACAAGCAGUGGCUUUGUGACUUUGGCUUCCUGGUGGAUAUUAUGGACCAUCUGCGAGAACUCAGUGAACUACUGAGGGUUAGUCAAGUCUUUGCGGCCGCUGCCUUCGACCAUAUCUGUACCUUUGAAGUCAAGCUGAGUUUACUGCAGAGACACAUGGAAGAAAAAAAUCUAACACACUUUGUUGCCUUCAGAGAAGUUGUCGAUGAGCUUAAACAGCAUCUUAAAGAAGAUCAAAAAAUAUUUGAUCCUGAUAGGUACCAAGUGGUGAUCUGUCGCCUACAAAAAGAAUUUGAGAGACAUUUCAAGGACCUCAGAUUCAUUAAAAAGGACCUAGAACUUUUUGCAAAUCCUUUUAAUUUUAAGCCCGAAUAUGCACCUAUUUCAGUAAGAGUGGAGUUAACAAAACUGCAGGCAAAUACUAACCUUUGGAAUGAAUACAGAGUCAAAGACUUGGGGCAGUUCUAUGCCGGCUUGUCUGCUGAAUCUUACCCAAUCAUCAAAGGGGUCGCCUGUAAGGUGGCAUCUUUGUUUGAUAGCAAUGAAAUCUGCGAAAAGGCUUUUUCGUAUUUGACUCAAAACCAACACACUUUGAGCAAGCCAUUGACAGAUGAGCAUCUCCACGCCCUGUUUAGGAUUGCCACAACUGAAUUAGAGCCGCGUUGGGAUCACCUUGUGAGAGGAAGAAAUGAGCCCAACCCAGAGGCCUUGGUAGUCCAACAUUGAGACACUCAGAGAGAAUCUAACUCUAAAAGCAAACAGUUGUCCGAUUUUUCAAGUUAACUAAUUUGGAUUGUGGCAGAGCACCAAGUUUAUUCAUCCAAAUUGAUCACGAUUCAGAUUCUUUUGACAUAGUUUUUGUUUUUUGUUUUUCAUCUUUCAUCUCAAGAGGCAGCAUGGGACUGAGACAUGCAAACACGUUUUUUUUAAUUUAAUGACAACAUCAUUGUCUUUUAUGAUAUAAUUGUUUUUAAAGAAAUUCAGUACUGAUAAUGUGAGUUGAAUUAGAAGUCUGUUUUUCUGGUGUUUUGAAGAAAUUUUAGCUCUUAUUUUUAACAAAGUGUUAAAAUGUUGAUGCAUAUGAUCUGAAGUUAUCAACUCCGUAAAUGUACGUUUGAGCCAGUUUGCAGAAACUCAUAGCAGGUUCAGAAGUUUCUGUAAAGGAACGACGUACAUACAGUGGAGGUAUUUUGUCUAAAUAUCAAAAUAUUUGAGACUUUUUUUUAAACAUUUUUCUGAGUCUGAAGUAAAUAUUGACAUUUCCUCCUCAACUCCCCCACCCACCCACCCCA